This is a messenger RNA of Trifolium pratense (red clover), 1549 nucleotides long. RefSeq names its product probable WRKY transcription factor 70. NCBI's taxonomy places the organism in Eukaryota, Viridiplantae, Streptophyta, Magnoliopsida, Fabales, Fabaceae. The coding region runs from base 184 to 1191 and encodes 335 amino acids. The transcript has 3 exons. Gene Ontology annotation, biological process: regulation of DNA-templated transcription. The record is from RefSeq and is a predicted model, not a curated record. Gene Ontology annotation, molecular function: DNA-binding transcription factor activity; sequence-specific DNA binding.
UUCACAUUUCAACAUCAAACCCCCCCUUCCCAAUAUUUUCCUUUCAUUUACUUCCCACUUUCCUAGCAAAACCAUACCCUUUUCUUCCACACCACUAUAAUAGUAUUAACCAAAUCUUAACCCAAUCCAAAAUCAACAAACAAACCAAACAGAUCCUAAGCCACUUUAUCAAAAUUACCAAAAAUGAGUAUUGUUUUACAUGAAAGUGCUUCUUCUAAGAUGAAGGAGAUACUCAUAAAAGAACUUAUUCAGGGUAAAGAAUAUGCUACUCAGUUAAAGUUUAUGUUUGAGAAUCAUGUUGACUCUAAUGGAUCUGCUUCUGUUAAGGAAUUAGUUUGCAAUGUGUUGAGAACUUUCUCUCAGACUAUUUCUGUGAUGACUUCUUCUGAAGCUUGUAAUUUUGAUGAAGUUGCUCAAAAUCAUAAUUCAGGAGAAGAUGGUUCAUUGGUUGCAGCUUCUUGUAAUGAUGAUGUUAAGUCUGAAGAUUCAAGUGAGAGUAAGAAAAGAUUGUUGCCUACUACAAAGGAUCGAAGAGGUUCCUACAAAAGAAGGAAGACUGAUGAGACAAGGACCAUAGUCUCUAAAACCAUUGGUGACAAUCAUUCCUGGAGAAAGUACGGACAGAAGGAAAUCCUUAAUUCUCAAUUCCCUAGGAGUUACUUCAGAUGUACUAGAAAGCAUGAACAAGGUUGCAAAGCAACCAAACAAGUACAAUUGAUAGAAGAGAAUCCAGAAAUGUACCAAAUUACGUACAUCGGCUAUCACACAUGCAAAGCCUCUCUACAGACUCCACAAAUGGUUGCAUUUUCUGCAGGUACUAAUUGGGACUCAUUUACUGUGAAUCCUCACUCAAAGGAAGUUCUAGUAAACUAUGAUCAACAGGUUCCCCCUAUUAGUAGCUCGGAAAGGCCGGUUGUAAAACAAGAAUAUCUGAACAACGACGACAAUACUACUCCUCAGAGGAGUGAUCUUACAGAUAACUUAUUGGAUGAACAUAACUUGUGGUCUGAUUUUAAGGAUCUUGAACUCCCUAAACCUUCCACUCUAAGCUUUAAUAACGUGGCGCCGUCUGAUAAUAAUGCAGAUAAUGUGUAUUCAUGUACUGAAUCUCAAAAUCUUGAAAUUGAUUUUGGGUCGUUUUCGGAUUUCAGCAAUGAUUUAGUAUAUUUUGAUGAAAGUCAGUUACUUUAGUUAGCAUCUUGAAUGUACUUAUUUAGAUUUUGCUUCUGGUUUUGACAGAAUCACUUAAAUUGAUCUGUCAAUUUGAUGUAGAGUAACCUCUUUCUACAAUGUGCUUUAGAAAGAUUGUACUUAGAAUAAAUCACUUACCAUUUGUAAGUUUAAAUCUGCCAUGUUUGUAUGUAUGUAUGUAUGUAUGUAUGUAUGUAUGUAUGUAUGUAUGUAUGUAUGUAUGUAUGUAUGUAGAUAUAUGCACAACUUGCUUUUCUUUUUAUAUAUCCUUGCAAAUGCAAUGUGUAUGAUGAGAUAAUGGCCUCCACAAAACAGUAAUGAAAUUAAAGGUUGUAGGACAUGUAUCCAAUAAUCCAAA